GUAAUGUGUUGCUCUGCUCAUAGGAUCAAACUUUCUAAGUCCAUGUUCGUGACCAGGAUUCCAAAUCGAGGUAUAUAGCUUCAAAGGCAAUCAAACACUUCCCAAAAGUCACGUUAUAGCUGAAAGCGACAAGAUUCAGUGUAAAUUUGCAGACAAAGCAGAUCUGUUCGAUAUUGGGUGGAAAUAUGCAGCACCAGAGACGGUAUUGGUGUGACUCAUGCGUGCGUAGUAACGAAUAAAUAGGCAAUGCACGCUCUAAAUAUCAGCAAAUCAAACGUACUUCACCGAAAAGGUCACCGUGGAUGGGAUUUUGUAGACAAUUGAUAUGCAAAACCCUGUUUUUCUUAGUGUCAAAAGCGCACCAGACGUUGCGUUGCCAAAGGACUUUAUUUGAUCGUCUUCGCAUAGUUUCUUUUUUGGACUACUUGGUCACCUGUACCCAUCCUCAGCACGGUAAGCUUCUUUUUAACAGGGGAUUCUUAUUUUACAAGAGCAGGCUAAAUCUUCUUUGUUCAUUGAAGCGUUAUGAUAAAUUGACGUUUGAGAUGCUCUAACAGGUGUUUUAAAUUAUUCCACAAGGUGUUGUAAGGUACAUACAGAGAACAAUACAUGCUAUUCAUAUUAAUUGAUAUGUCUGUUUGCUGAUCGAGCUAUGACGGACGGUUUAUUAUUGUAUGGGCAUGCGUUUUUGUUGAAUUGAAAUUGACCUAGAUCAGGGUCAUCAUUAUAUUUACAAAUCAUCCUCUUAAUUAAGGAGUCACUAUCCUGUUUGUCAAUCAAUUCUGUUAACAGACUAUUUUGGGUUAUUUAUUUAUCAAAUGAAUACUUAAUUUAUCGGAGGUUUGACGGUUCACUUAACUUGCCUAUAUGAUAAAUCACCAGAUGAGCUGUUAUGGCAUUUAGUUGAUCAUUUAUCAAGGCUAAUUCAAUGUUUAAUUAGUUUUAGGCUUAAACUUUUCAAGUCCUAUUCAUCAAAGGCAGAUCAAUAUCAACCUCUCUGAAACCAAAGACACUUGCUGUGAUGCCUCAUUAUCCACAUUGACAGUAGAUCAGGUUAUAUAGCCAAUAAGUUAUUUUGCCAUAGGUUUUUACUUUCAUAUCUGUAUGGAAUCAGGAUAAAAAAAUGAUGUGCAGCCUCAACCAACCUGUUAAUUGAUGUUUGAGAAUAAAUCUACCCUGGCUGCCAGACGAUGUCUUCGACAUGUCUGUCGUGUCAUGACCCUUGUUUAUUCGCAGUUGUGGAUUUCUGUCAGCGUUUGUAUGAAGAAUCGAUCUUAAAAUAUCCUAUUGAUACAUUUAAAAUAGUUAGGCAUGUCAUUAUCUAUAUCCUAUAUUUUAUGUCUCCGACAGCUAUUCUUUCUCCUCUCCUUACAGUUAAUGGGACUUUUCAUCUUGGAUAAAAUAAGAGAGGUUUCACUGAAAUUGACAGUGCGCUUUGGAGUGAGGACUUUUGUACUGUAUUUUAGGAGUGAUGGCGGCGUCUGCACCUUCCUCCUCUGGCGGGGAACCCGAUCCCAACUCGACAAAUUUACGACCACCAGGCACAAGUAGGUCCAUCACAAAUAAAACGCUAUUUCAAUUGUGCUAUUUACUUUGUGAGCAAUGGCAUUAAACAUUUCCAUGGAGGAAAAUAACUGUAGACUACCAUUUUAAAUGCCACCCAACAAAUCACCGCAGCAUUGCAUGCGCAGCGGACCUCCCGGCAUCAUGCUUGAUAGACGAAUCUUGCUGUCAAAAUUAAAAACACGAACUGUCGGUAUUGAUAAAGACGAAAAUCGCCAAAUAAUGUAGCUAUAUCUUUCAAAAUAAUAUUACAGCCUACUUUAAAUAUUAUUAUUAUGUUAUUUGGGCUCCCGAGUGGCGCAGCGGUCUAAGACACUGCAUCUCAGUGCUUGAGGCGUCACUACAGACCCCCUGGUUCGAUUCCAGGCUGUAUCACAACCGGCCGUGAUUGGGAGUCCCAUAGGGCGGCGCACAAAUGGUCGUCCGGGUUUGGCCGGUGUAGGCCGUCAUUGUAAAUAAGAAUUUGUUCUUAACUGACUUGCUUAGUUAAAUAAUGAAAAAUAUUAUUUAUUAUGCUUUUAUUAGAUUACUAUUGCAUUUCAGAAAGAAGUAGGUUAUAUUAUUUCAGUGGAUUUCUUCCGUCGUGGUUGGAAAGUGAGAGUGAGUGAGGUUUAGGGGGUAAUUAUGUGCAAAGUAGCGUUAAUUGUAGCCACACUAAAGCCCCGUUUAUACCUGGUUCUAACUUGCGUCCUUUGCCCUGAUCCUUUCCCAUUCUGAUUGUUGUGCCCACAUUUUUAGACAGGUGUAGACAAUCAAAAGACACAUUGUGAUCUGAUUGUGAUCAGAUAAUCCUGCCAAACUCCGGUGGUAGUCAGACACACAUUGUGUCUGAAUAUCUUACAAGUGUAGACAGAUCUGGACAUAGAAACCAUUUAAAUCAUUAUUCUGCAUAAUUUGCAUGAAGGAAGGGACCAGGAAAUCUGGUCACGAUGCAGACACAGUGGGCAAAUAACAGACACAUUUUAAUACCAUGUGUAGACACAUUACUGGAAAUGUGGGUACAAGCAGAAUGUAUACAAGAUCAGGACAAAGGACCCAUGUUAGCACCAGGUAUAAACUGGGCUUAAAUUGGCCCUAAUGGCAUGUGUUCAGGCGCCUUAUUGUAACCUCCAUCAGCUGAGCGGGGAUGUAGCCCUGCUCUACCUCAAUACUCUUCAUUAUCCAAGAGCUAUUGGUGAAAAACACAUAGCCUACAUCCCAAUUAGUCGUCCAAGCACAUUCAAAUUUUGUUGCAAAGUUUUCCAUAAAUGGCAUUUUCCUUGGGCAAUCAUAAAGCUCUGAUUUUGAUAUCGACAACACCCCAGUGUCAAUUAUGCAUUUGCAAAGGUAAACGAUUAAGCUACGCAAUUUAAAAUGAAGUCAGUUCAGAUGUAUUCAAAUAGCAAAACUGCACCUCAAGUUUUUCAAGGGAUUUAGUCAUUGCUGAAUUUGCUUGCCAAACUGUGCUUGCUUUGUCGCUUCCUUGGCUUGAUGGUUUGCCAAAACCAUUAGACUGGCGUCAUGCCAGUAUUACAUGCAGAAAUUUGGAACUUACAUUUUGUCUGUGUCUCUAUUGACAUCAAUGCUUGAUUUACGCGAAAACCCGAAUCACGCACGUGGAUCUCAAGCCUAUUCCGCCCAUAAUUGGCCCAAUUAGGCUAUUUGGCAUUCUAAACGUCAUAUUUAAGAUAUUUCUGUUGCCUUUGUGUUUUCUUUCAUGGGUGAAACCUUGGCGUAGAUUCUGGUCCAGAAUUAUGGGAUUCUGUGUGGAGCUAUCUGUCCCUUGUCCCUUUCACUGGCCUCUGACAAAAUUAUUCAAUUCCUAGACCUAGACUAUGCUCCCACAAACACACACCAUCUCCCCAAUUUAAUCCCUGGAAGCGGAAGCCCUUAAUAGCGGUGUAAUGCUCAACCCUUUAUCACUGCCUCAUGUCUGGUGAUGCAUACCGAUAUUUUCAGCAUUUUCUCACCCAAUUAGUUCCUUAGCACAAUCCCAAACGGCUAAAUGACGACUGUAAAUCUGAAAUGCCCCGUUAUUGUAAUAUCAUUGGGCUAAAGAAGAAUAAUUUGUUAAAUAUUAAUAUAUAAUCUUAUACAUUGUCUGCUGCUUCAACACGUUUCAACAUUUCCCCAUCCAUCGCUUUGAGUUUGUAAUUAUUUUAGCAGAAAUAAUGCAUUUGAGGCUUAAUGUAAGGGCCCUGUCAAUAGUUUUCCAAAACUAUUUUAGGCUAUGACGCUUGGUGUGGAGUUGCUCAUGGAUGUACUAGAAAAUUGGGAAUGAAGAUAUGUGGUAAGUUUGCUAUUUUCAUGUCAUGUAUUUUCUUGGACUAAAUAUUUAAUUUUCAUGUGUAGGCUAUAUUGUUCCUAAGUUUUUCACAAGAAAAAAUGAUCAUAGUUUGCAUAUGUAGGCCUAUGUUGCAUAUUUUAUGUUAUUCAACGCUGAGCAAGCAGACCAUUCUCAUAUCUGAGGAAUAUGGGCUAUGUUGGUCUGAAACACAAAGACUGCAGCCUGGGUGGCUGUGGUUUCGGCCUUCUGCCCCUUUAGGUUUUCUCUUGUCGCAUGAGUGGGUUUUCAUGCGGAAAGGAUGAUAAUGUCCAUAAUGAUUAUUACCACGGAAUGCAUAGUGACAAACCUGUUUUUAAUUAAUAUGAAAAGCAGUUUGAAAAACUGCAGAGACCACAUGCCUAGCUAUUGGUCCAGAAAGAAAUAGAAAGGUCUACAUUGGCGUCUCAAAAUGGAAUAUGAGCGCUCUUUAGUCUUGCAUAUGUUUUCAAUAUGAGUGUGUGUUUUCUUACCCAGCUAUUCCAUUUUUAAAUUCUUAGGCCCUAAUAAAAUCGUACUCUUGCGCCUCCCAUGGCGUACCUGAGAAAUAAAGUCCUACGUUUGCCGAUGUGUAAUGACCUUGGAAUACACAAUUAGCCAACUGUAGGUUAUCCAACCCCCUUCAAUUUUGGGGGGUAAUUUCUAAUAAACAUGAACAUAUACAGUGGAUUUGACUACAUUAGUUGUAGUAGGCCUAAUCAACAAGUAUGAUAGCCUACUGUCUUUAUUUUUGCUUGCCAUACCUUUGUCUUUUUCUUAAUAUAUCUCGGUAGCCUAUAGUUUGAUAACUGAGCGGGUGUCAUUCAUUAAAGCUAUAUCCUAUUUGGUGGAAUGGUUGGUAUCGGUCCUUAUCAUAAGAGCCCAUCUGAAGAGAAAAGAUGAACGAGACGCGUCUGAAAUCGCAAUUCGUCAAGGUUCUGUUCUACCGAGAUAGUGCUGUCAGUCAGUCUUCUGCUCCACAAUACGAACCGAUUAAGUGGAAGCAAAAUGCCUUAGCCCUAUCUGAUAUGGCCAAGCGUUGAGUCAGUUAUUGUUCCAUCAGGGCCAAUCAAUGCCCAAGAGUAUAGGCAUAAUGCAAAUACAAAUCUAGUUUGAUGUUUUAAUGCGAUGUUGACGCAAUUGUAACGUUUUGGUUUUAUCUGAUUCACUAUCCGGUUAUAGACCUAUAGGCCUGUAUGGCACGUUUCAUCUCUGUUUUUUAAGUGCAAUGAUAUUGGUCUAAAAACAUCAAAACCUGUCUCUCUUGCUUGACCAAGUGAAAUGUUGGUUUAAAUGACUUCACGUGAGACAGAAGCAAGCUUAUUCAGACUAUAGUCUAACAUCUCCUUUUCUGAAAGUGAAAUAAUAAAAUACAUUAUAUUAAAAACUAAAUAAAAUGAAUUAACAUGAAAUAAAACCAACUUUCAUCUUUUGAUAUACUUUUAUGUACUUUUUAUUUAUUACUCCAAAGGGUGUGGGCUAUGGCAUAUAAUUGGGUUUCACAUCUUAUAGGCCUAGCUAUCUCAUCUUAAAUAUUGCAUUAUUUAUAGUAAAAUAAGAUAAUAAAUAAGAUCACAUUGCAGGAAUUAUUAUUGUUAUUAAUAAUCUCAGCAGGAGAUUUGGAAAAUGUGUUAUUUUUAGAAGGGCCAAUCUAGAAAUCAGAUUUAGUUUGGGAGAAAUCGGUAGGGCUAAAUAACAUUUGAGUUAAUGUGGUGUUCUCCACAGGCCUAUGAGCAGACGGGCUAUAAAAUGUCCCAUAUAUCAUCUCAGCCCAGUCCAACUAUUAGGUCUCUCUUCAGGCUUUAAUGACAUCGGUUCAUUGUGUGCUCUUCCCUGCUUACUGAAGUGGAAUCUGUUGGAGGGACUUAAUACGAAUGUACAUACACUAAAUUACGGAUAUUUGUUUUUGCUUGGCUGGAUUUUCGUGCUGAUGUCACGGGGCUCAACCUCCCACUGACUCUUCCUCCCAUAAAUAGGCUUCCCUGGACAGGAUGGGAAUUAGGCUACCUCAAAACUAGCCUACAUCACAGCAUUGUCAGCUCAACCAGUGAGAGUAGUUAUGCAUGUGUUUUGUGUAAAAAGGGUGUCAUCAAAAUGAUUGGGAGUGAUGAUAGUAAUCACUCAUUUGAAUCCUCUGCCCCUCGCAACAAUUUAGGAUUUUUGCAGAAGAACAACAACCUCGAGGAGAAGAUUAGUUCCUUCAAGGAAAGAUCGUCUAAGGACCUGCUUGAUAACAGCGACAGGGAUUCCCGUUUCAGACGCACCGAGACAGACUUUUCCAAUCUAUUUGCUAGAGGUAAUUGGCUGAAUUAUUUCCAUUAUGGGAAAUGUAGGUCUAUCAGUCAAAAUGAUCAAAAUUAUGUAGGGAUCUUGUUAAUGUUCGUUUUGUGCAGUUGUUUUUACAAUAAAUGGAAAAUGAGUCAACUUGAAAAUGUUAAUUAUCUUACUGAUGCGAAGAUUAGCCUAAUUGAUCAAAUCUUUAUAAUCGGUCUAAAUCUCAGUGAUGUUUGACAUUAUGGGCAAUAGAUAACAUAGAAAUAUCACAGAUCAGGGGAAGUUUUUAAAACACAUUUUGUGAAAAAUAAUAAGUAUAUAAAAAAUUUAAUAUUCACCAUUUGUUUUACCAUAAUAACCUUCUAGAUCAAUUUGUAAUAGCUGUAAAAUAGCCUAGGUUACUCAGGGACACUCACUGGAGGAAUAGCUUAAAGGGUCAUUCAUUUGUUGCUGAAAAUGACUUUCUAAUUGAUACAAUUUACACCAGCUUUAGAGAGGAAACCCAAAUAAAUAGUUUUCAAGGAGUUGGGAAGUAGAACGAAGUCAUGAUAAAUUCUACAGAAUAUUGUGAAAGUGACCUCUUUAAAACACACUUAAGUGAUGAAGGAUGCAAAAAAAAAGUGAUUGAUUUAUUUUCGAAAAUGAGAAAAACACAAAAUAUCGAUGUGCUUCAAUUUCUCACCCUAGAUUUAUUACCAGCCAAAAAUGGAGAGGAGCCAACCAUGCAGUUCUUGCUGGAGGUGGUGGAUAUUCUCACAAACUACGUCCGGAAGACCUUUGACAGAUCCACCAAGGUCCUGGAUUUCCACCACCCCCACCAGCUACUGGAGGGCAUGGAGGGCUUCAACCUGGAGCUGUCCGACCAGCCUGAGUCCCUGGAGCAGAUCCUGGUGGACUGCAGGGAUACCCUGAAGUAUGGCGUGAGAACAGGUGAAGACAGAGGAGGCAUGAUGCAGAGCUAACCCUCAGCAUAAUCAAGAUCUCCCAUUUGUCUACAAUGAUUACAGAUAAUCCCAUAGUUAAAUUAUGAAGCUUUCAUGAGAAAUGUAUUAACGACAAAUGGUGUUGUCUUCCUCCUAGGUCACCCCAGGUUUUUCAAUCAGCUAUCCACUGGCUUAGACAUCAUUGGGUUGGCAGGAGAAUGGCUCACCUCCACUGCAAACACUAACAUGUGAGUGGUCUUGAUCUCCCCCAGUUAUUACACAUUUAUGAUACAUUUAAAUAUGUUUAUAAUCAAAAAUCGAAGGAUCCUCAAAUAUUGUAAAUAUGUGUACAGUAUAUGAAUUAUUAAAGUCCUCUCGAUUUUGUGCAAAAUGUUAUGUGGACAAUUAGGCCAAACCCAUGGUCUUAGUUAGAGUUCCAUAGCUCUCGAUUUAGGCUGGGAUUGUGAUAAGGGGUUGAAAGAUCUAAUUUAGCAGUGAGUGGUUUUCGUUUGGGUGGAUGUAAGUCUGGCACUGAAGAAAAAUGACAUUUCCUACCAUUUUUCAAAUGGCCUUAGAAGAUUUUUGUUGAAGAUGAAGAUCAGUAGAAGUGACAUAAUUGGGGCCCUUGAUGAGCUUCUAAAUGAAGGAUCCUGAGGAUGCUCUCCAAGCUGCCACUUAAGCAAGUAAAAUGUGACAUGGCAAGCAUGAAGAGGAGAGUUGUGAGUUAGUUAUCUGUUUGCUGUAUUAUUGUUGACGACAAACACUGUGGCUGUAGUCAUAAUACAGCCCUGCAGGAAAAGGUUGUUUUAUGUAACACUCUUUGGAUCAGAGAUAAUGGUACAACAACAGAAUGAUAUUCUCCCUUGAGAUGUGCAGCAGAAAUGUGAACAACAGACAUAGUGAUGUUUUUCCGUGGGAAGGGCAAUCUGGAAGAGACAGCAUUAUGAUACACCAGGUGUCCAGGGGCUUGUCCAGGAUAAACGUUGAUGCUUCAUUGGCCAUGGGCUAUUGUUGACCGGUUCACACACAGAUUACCAGCUGAGGCUGCCGAGUCAUUUAAGGUACUGGCCAGAGUGUAUCAGCUGCUGUAACAUGCUGAUAUUGUCUACGACCUCAGCCUAAAACCCAUCAGGGCAUUGUAAAAUCAUCAUAACAAAACAAAAAAAACGAUAUGAAAAAUGUUGUAGCCUAAGCAUUGAUGAAACAUUGCAUUUCUGUGUGGUAAGAGCCAGAGUCAUCUGUGUGGUAAGAGCCAGAGUCAUCUGUGUGGUAAGAGCCAGAGUCAUCUGUGUGGUAAGAGCCAGAGUCAUCUGUGUGGUAAGAGCCAGAGUCAUCUGUGUGGUAAGAGCCAGAGUCAUCUGUGUGGUAAGAGCCAGAGUCAUCUGUGUGGUAAGAGCCAGAGUCAUCUGUGUGGUAAGAGCCAGAGUCAUCUGUGUGGUCAUGAUAUUGCCAUUCUUAUUUAAAAACAGCACAUAAAUACAAGCUCACCACCAACGCUGAGGCUCUUCAUGCCAAGGAUUCAUUUAUUAUGCCUGGCCCCUGGCUUAAUAAAAAGUUCAACCCUCUCCUGAUUUAGCUUUUUAUUUAUUGUAAUCCCCAAAGGAUUUCCCCCAAUGUUUUGAAGAGUCUUUAGUUUGUCAAGCUCAUCGCAUUGAUGUGAUGCUGAAGAGUGUUCUGGUGAGAGUGUUAGCCCGUGUGCUACAUGGCAACACUACUGUAGACGAAUUGAAUCAGAGGUCGGGCUCUGACUGCAUACAUAUUUGCAUUAGCUAAUUACUCCAUCAUCAUUCAUUACCCCUGACAUUUAUUGAUUGACACUAAUUGGUUGACAAUCAUGUCAUAGGGUUAUUAUCAGGAUUAGUCUACAUGAGUGAGCAAGCGAAAAUUCAUUUGGGACAUAACUCCUAGCUUUUUUUUUUUUACAUUGUUACUGGAUAUGCUAGCAAGAGAAAUAAAACAUAUGUGCUGUGUGGAUGGCACAGUGUGAUACACCGUAUUGUCCCACUAAUGCAUUGACUUUCAUUGCAUGAAUAGACAGGCUGUGUAAUUAGGAGAGCAUUGGGCAGAACAUAGUGAAGAUGGAUGAGCUACUGUGGUUGGGCAUCCAUUUAAUUCUACAUUGAUAUUGCACUACCCUGGAGGGAAUUCUAUAACAUGUUCUAAUGAUAUGGAAGCAAUCCUUUAUUUUGUAAUCGUGAUUGCAUUGAAUAAACAUGACUGUAAUCCUAUCAUUCCUAUUGUAAAGGAGAAACAACCAUUUUUCCAUCAUUACUCUCAGAGAUGGGCCUCGAGUGUAAUAUACUGUCUGUAUUAAAAACAAACUCAGUGGAAGCUGGCCUCCAGACAAACCUCUGAUACAAAGGCAAUGGCAUUCUCAUUGUGUUACAUCAAAUUUCUAGCCUCUUCUUCUUGCUAACUCAGAGACAAGAGCUCCCUCUUGGUGGCAUAUUCUUAAUGGACUUCCGCCUAUGUGACAUUCGUGUUCUCUCUCAUUCCACUGCAACAAAUUGUAUCCCUAAUACAAUGUGACAGCGCUAUCAUUGAAACGUGGCUACGUUAAAAGUAGUAUGCAUGUUCCAUGCUUUCUCUGGCUUCAAUGUGGCACUGCUAAUAUACACUAUAAGAAACAUAUGUAAUGACAAUUCAAGAACACAGCAAACAAAAAAUUAUUGGCUGUUAUCACUAUGGUGAUGCAUUAUCCUGGGAUUCUGCCACCUACCUUCACUGAUUCUGCUUAUGUCAAUAUAGACAAUGUAGAUAUGAGAAACAAAUGGCAAUAUGAGAGUUCAAGACCAAUGAUAGAAUGGAUUUCUAAUGGUAGUGGGUAACUGGAGACAGGUGCUCUGUUUCAGGUUCACCUAUGAGAUAGCUCCAGUCUUUGUGCUCAUGGAACAGCUGACGCUGAAGAAGAUGAGGGAGAUCAUUGGCUGGCCAGAUGGAGAGGGCGAUGGGAUAUUCUCACCAGGUGAGUGCAAAGCCUAUGUUGAUCAACGGUUGUCAAUUCGGCCAUGCCUUGAGAAUCUGAGAAGGGAAUAAACCUACUGUUACAGAUGAAUAUUCCUUACGCAAAACUUCAGAUAAUAAAAUGCAGUUAAGUGAAACAAUAAAAUGCAGUUAAGUGAAACAUUGUAUGCACUGUCUGUGCAGGUGGAGCGAUAUCCAACAUGUACAGUGUGAUGACCGCCCGUUACAAGUUCUUCCCUGAAGUCAAGACCAAAGGCAUGAAUGCUGCCCCCAGACUGGUGCUCUUCACCUCAGAGCAUGUAAGCCACAUACAGUCUCCUCAUAACAUCUGAUUAUAACAUGCAUUUUCACAUCACAAUAUGUCUCCAGUCUCAGAAACAGCAUUAUAUUACCAAAACAGUCUUACUGUUACUUAUUGUGUCACUACUCAAUUGACCCUGUCUAUUCUGUGUAAAGAGUUCAUGGCAUGCCUGAUUCAAAGCUACGAUAUGGCCCUCAUUGAAACUGAUAAAACAAUUGGACAGUACAGCUGACUGUAUCUCAGACCUCAGCUGAUAGGCUAGUAGUCUGAUGCCAUGGUCAUGUGUUUUGACAGAGUCACUACUCUAUAAAGAAAGCCAGUGCUGCUCUGGGCUUUGGAACAGAAAACCUGAUCCUGUUGAACACAGAUGAGAGGUUUGUGGAUCCAUGUCCAAUACACUGCACUGUGUCAAACAACCCAAUGAAAACAUCCCUUUGACUGUCUGUUUGCUUCUUUAGAGGGAGAGUCAUUCCUGCUGAUUUGGAAGCCAAGGUCAUCGAUGCCAAGGCGCGGGUGAGUUUCAGUCAGACAAUCAACUUGAAAUUGUGGAUUCGUUCCCGCUGAAGACAUUAAUUACCUUCUGUUUGUUUCUGCACUGAAACUGAAUUCUUAUGAGACCAGCUGCCUAAUAUGAAUCCAGUCGUUACCUGAAUAGUCAGGUCAUUACUUGUUUACAAAACAAAAACAUGUCUACUUUCAUUUUAGGGUUAGUGCUUAUGCCUCCUAAAAUAUUAUCUUACUCACUGCCACUAGUUCCAAAGCACAGUCUCCUGAAGCUAAUUCCGUUAGAGGAGGGAGGUGAUAGCAGGGUCUCUGCAAUGCGUGUGCAGUUCUGCUGUGACAAAGGCUUGCCAAGAGAAAUAGUCAAAUGUCUGUGAAGUCUGCUCAAACCUAUUUAUUUUCAGUCAAACAUUACCGAAACUGAAGAAUGCAACCAUUUCAAUUCACUGCAAUAAUAUAAGAACCCAUAUUCAUUCUGAUGGAUUAUGCUUGCAGGGUUGUGUCCCAAUGUUCGUGAAUGCAACAGCUGGUUCCACAGUGUAUGGAGCGUUCGACCCCAUCCAUGAGAUUGCAGACAUCUGCGAGAAAUACAACAUGUGGCUACAUGUGGAUGUAAGUGCAUCUUCCUACUAUGAAUACAGGAAGGUUAUUGUGAUGUUGAUCAUUUCAGGGUUGAUUGCAAUACGUUUUCAUGGUGGGCUAAGCUUUAGUUUAAACAUAUCAGCCACUUUCAGGUCUAAUCCUUAUCCUCAAAACAAACGGUUGUUUUUGUUCAGGGUGCAUGGGGAGGAGGCCUACUGAUGUCCAGGAAGCACAGGCACAAGCUGAGUGGCGUGGAAAGGUAGGCUACAGCCCUGACAACCUACCACGGUCUCACACACACACAUUGGUGACUGUGGCCUGUCUUACAGCCGGUGUUCCAUGUUUACAGGGCCAACUCAGUCACCUGGAACCCUCAUAAGAUGAUGGGUGUGCCACUGCAGUGCUCUGCCAUUCUGGUCAGAGAGCGGGUAAGAGCAAUACUGACUGAGUUUUCACUUAUGGUGUAUGAUUAGCAAUGGUCAUCGAAAUUGUAAUAAAUGUAACAAUUGGACAAUGGAUGAAGAUACUUCAAACUUUUUCAGAUAUUGACUGAAUUAUAGCACAUAAAACAUUUUACUGGCACGGACAAAUAAUGAAUGGAGUUCAGGGAUUUUGUUGGGAAUUCAGCUAUUCAAUUUAUUGUAAAAUUUCAGUUUUUUUCUUCUUAGAAUGCGCAUAUAAUUUUCUUUAUUAUUUUUUAAAUACCUGAUAGAAUGCAUAUAUGUGUAUAUAUAUAUAUAUGUGCCUCAUUUGCGUAAAUACACCUGGUGUACUUGCAUAUAUGAAUACAUUAACAUGAAGGGGUGGAAUAGGGCUGCAACCACCAAACACUUGCUCUGUCUACCCUAUACCUGCAUGGCUAGACUGCCUCAUUAAUUAAUGUUGUCACGUUCUGUGUGUCAUAGCAGGAUACCCUCGGAUAAAAAAUCUACACACUUAGCUCUAGAUUAAACAUAUAUAUACAUACUUCACAUUGUUUGCGAGAUCAGACAUAAUAUCACAAUAAUCUGAGUGUUCAUUUUCUCAUAUGUAAACAUUUCAACUGUGUUAAAUGAUUCAUUUUUUCAAUUCCACAAAAAAUGAAAACCCAUCAAAAUAAAGUUAUCGUUCUUCUCCGUCUUGUGAUGUAAGUGUUGAGACGGUGCGUUAAAACCCCGAAUAAGCUUCAGCGUUCUUAUAGAUUCCAUUGAGCCCAUUUCAGCCAUUACCGGGGUGUGUUUGACAGGUCAUUACAAACAUUUCAGCGGUCGUAAUGUUAACGGGAAAAAAUGACAGGCACAAGCAAGAGUAUGAAACAGUCGCAGGAGUAAAAUUAAAGCAAUCUAUCUAGCGAGAUUUAAGUGACAAGUGGAUUUUGCACCCCUCAAACACAGGAAAUAGAUGGCUGAAAAAGACAGAUCCUCAGGUGGGCGGGGCAUGCGCGCUGCUAGUGUAUACCAUGAAACACUCAAGUUAGGUCACAAGUCACAGAGAUUUGGCAUACUAUUCAUAUGAAUAGAGCCCAGUUUGAAGGCACCAUUGAACUUUAAGUAUCUGCCUCUCGCCUCUCGCCUUUGUCCUUUAACCACACCAUUGAUCUUUACAGGGAGUUUUAUCAGGCUGCAACUCAAUGUGUGCUGGCUACCUCUUCCAACCAGACAAACAGUAUGAUGUAUCGUACGACACAGGGGACAAGGCCAUCCAGUGUGGACGACACGUAGAUAUCUUCAAAUUCUGGCUCAUGUGGAAAGCAAAGGUAUGUGCACAUAUCUCCCCAAGCUUUUGUUCUAAUACUAAAUCCGGCUAUAUUAUGUAAAGCAUAUGACAGGGAUUGAUCUUGGAUGCUGAUCUUGGAUCAUGUAACAAAAAAAAGAGUAAUGUUUGAUACAGUGAGGGAAAAAAGUAUUUGAUCCCCUGCUGAUUUUGUACAUUUGCCCACUGACAAAGACAUGAUCAGUCUAUAAUAUUAAUGGUAGGUUUAUUUGAACAGUGAGAGACAGAAUAACAACAACAAAAUCCAGAAAAACGCAUGUCAAAAAUGUUAUAAAUUGAUUUGCAUUUUAAUGAGGGAAGUAAGUAUUUUUUAUUUUUUAUUUCACCUUUAUUUAACCAGGUAAGCCAGUUGAGAACAAGUUCUCAUUUACAACUGCGACCUGGCCAAGAUAAAGCAAAGCAGUGCGAUAAAAACAACAACACAGAGUUACAUAUGGGGUAAACAAAACAUAAAGUCAAAAAUACAACAGAAAAUAUAUAUACAGUGUGUGCGAAUGUAGUAAAUUGUGGAGGUAAGGCAAUAAAUAGGCCAUAGUGCAAAAUAGUUACAAUUUCGUAUUAACACUGGAAUGAUAGAUGUGCAAAAGAUGAUGUGCAAAUAAAGAUACUGGGGUGCAAAUUAGCAAAAUAAAUAACAAUAUGGGGAUGAGGUAGUUGGGUGGGCUAAUUUUAGAAUGGCUGUGUACAGGUACAGUGAUCGGUAAGCUGCUCUGACAACUGAUGCUUAAAGUUAGUGAGGGAGAUAAGAGUCUCCAGCUUCAGAGAUUUUUGCAGUUUGUUCCAGUCAUUGGCAGCAGAGAACUGGAAGGAAUGGCGGCCAAAGGAGGUGUUGGCUUUGGGGAUGACCAGUGAGAUAUACCUGCUGGAGCGCAGACUACGGGUGGGUGUUGCUAUGGUGACCAGUGAGCUAAGAUAAGACGGGGAUUUGCCUAGCAGUGAUUUAUAGAUGACCUGGAGCCAGUGGGUUUGGCGACGAAUAUGUAGUGAGGGGCCAGCCAACAAGAGCGUACAGGUCACAAUGGUGGGUAGUAUAUGGGGCUUUGGUGACAAAACGGAUGGCACUGUGAUAGACUACAUCCAAUUUGCUGAGUAGAGUGUUGGAGGCUAUUUUGUAAAUUACAUUGCCGAAAUCAAGGAUCGGUAGGAUAGUCAGUUUUAGGAGGGCAUGUUUGGCAGCAUGAGUGAAGGAGGCUUUGUUGUGAAAUAGGAAGCCGAUUCUAGAUCUAACUUUUGAUUGGAGAUGCUUAAUGUGAGUCUGGAAGGAGAGUUUACAGUCUAACCAGACACCUAGGUAUUUGUAGUUGUCCACAUACUCUAGGUCAGACCCGCCGAGAGUAGUGAUUAUAGUCGGGUGCAAGCAGCGUUCGGUUGAAGAGCAUGCAUUUAGUUUUACUAGUGUUUAAGAGCAGUUGGAGGCUACAGAAGGAGUGUUGUAUGGCGUUGAAGCUCGUUCGGAGGUUUGUUAACACAGUGUCCAAUGAAGGGCCAGAUGUAUACAAAAUGGUGUCGUCCGCAUAGAGGUGGAUCCGAGCGUCACCAGCAGCAAGAGCGACAUCAUUGAUAUACACAGAGAAUAGAGUCGGCCCGAGAAUUGAACCCUGUGGCACCCCCAUAGAGACGGCCAGAGGUCCAGACAACAGGCCCUCCGAUUUGACACAUUGAACUCUAUCUGAGAAGUAGUUGGUGAACCAGGCGAGGCAGUCAUUAGAGAAACCAAGGCUAUUUAGUCUGCCAAUAAGAAUGCGGUGGUUGACAGUCGAAAGCCUUGGCCAGGUCGAUGAAGACGGCUACGCAGUACUGUCUUUUAUCGAUCGCGGUUAUAAUAUCAUUUAGGACCUUGAGCGUGGCUGAGGUGCACCCAUGACCAGCUCGGAAACCGGAUUGCAUAGCGGAGAAGGUACGGUGGGAUUCGAAAUGAUCGGUGAUCUGUUUGUUAACUUGGCUUUCAAAUACUUUCGAAAGGCAGGGCAGGAUGGAUAUAGGUCUGUAACAGUUUGGAUCUAGAGUGUCACCCCCUUUGAAGAGGGGGAUGACCGCGGCAGCUUUCCAAUCUCUGGGGAUCUCAGACGUUACGAAAGAGAGCUUGAACAGGCUAGUAAUAGGGGUUGCGACAAUUUCGGCGGCUAAUUUUAGAAAGAAAGGGUCCAGAUUGUCUAGCCCAGCUGAUUUGUAGGGGUCCAGAUUUUUCAGCUCUUUCAGAACAUCAGCUGUCUGAAUUUGUGUGAAGGAGAAGCGGGGGGGGGGGGGCAUGGGCAAGUUGCAGCGGAGUGUGCAGAGCUGGUGGCGGGGUAGUGGUAGCCAGGUGGAAAGCAUGGCCAGCCGUAGCAAAAUGCUUGUUGAAAUUCUCGAUUAUUGUAGAUUUAUCGGUGGUGACAGUGUUUCCUAGCCUCAGUGCAGUGGGCAGUUGGGAGGAGGUGCUCUUAUUUUCCAUGGACUUCACAGUAUCCCAAAACUUUUUGGAGUUAGUGCUACAGGAUGCAAAUUUCUGUCUGAAAAAGCUAGCCUUUGCUUUCCUAACUGAUUGUGUAUAUUGGUUCCUGACUUCCCUGAAAAGUUGCAUAUCGCGGGGGCUGUUCGAUGCUAAUGCAGUACGCCACAGGAUGUUUUUGUGGUGGUCAAGGGCAGUCAAGUCUGAGGAGAACCAGGGGCUAUAUCUGUUCUUAGUUCUGAAUUUUUUGAAUGGGGCAUGCUUAUUUAAGAUUGAGAGGAAAGCACUUUUAAAGAACAACCAGGCAUCCUCUACUGAUGGAAUGAAGUCAAUAUCUAUCCAGGAUACCCGGGCCAGGUCAAUUAGAAAGGCAUGCUCGCUAAAGUGUUUUAGGGAGCGUUUGACAGUGAUGAGGGGUGGUCGUUUGACCGCGGACCCAUUACGGACGCAGGCAAUAAGGCAGUGAUCGCUGAGAUCCUGGUUGAAGACAGCGGAGGUGUAUUUAGAGGGUACAUUUGUCAGGAUGAUAUCUAUGAGGGUGCCCAUGUUUACAGAUUUAGGGUUGUACCUGGUAGGUUCGUUGAUAAUUUGUGUGAGAAUGAGGGCAUCUAGUUUAGAUUGUAGGUUGGCCGGGGUGUUAAGCAUAUCCCAGUUUAGGUCACCAAGCAGUACAAACUCUGAGGAUAGAUGGGGGGCAAUCAGUUCACAUAUGGUGUCCAGGGCACAGCACAGGGCUGAGGGGGGUCUGUAGCAAGCGGCAUUAUUUCUGGAAAGGUGGAUUUUUAGAAGUAGAAGCUCAAACUGUUCGGGCACAGACCUGGCCCCUCUGCAAAACAUGACUUAGUACUUGGUGGCAAAACCCUUGUUGGCAAUCACAGAGGUCAGACGUUUCUUGUAGUUGGCCACCAGGUUUGCACACAUCUCAGGAGGGAUUUUGUCCCACUCCUCUUUGCAGAUCUUCUCCAAGUCAUUAAGGUUUCGAGGCUGACGUUUGGCAACUCGAACCUUCAGCUCCCUCCACAGAUUUUCUAUGGGAUUAAGGUCUGGAGACUGGCUAGGCCACUCCAGGACCUUAAUGUGCUUCUUCUUGAGCCACUCCUUUGUUGCCUUGGCUGUGUGUUUUGGGUCAUUGUCAUGCUGGAAUACCCAUCCACGACCCAUUUUCAAUGCCCUGGCUGAGGGAAGGAGGUUCUUACCCAAGAUUUGGCGGUACAUGGUCCCGUCCAUCGUCCCUUUGAUGCGGUGAAGUUGUCCUGUCCCCUUAGCAGAAAACCCCCCCCCAAAGCAUAAUGUUUCCACCUCCAUGUUUGACGGUGGGGAUAGUGUUCUUGGGGUCAUAGGCAGCAUUCCUCCUCCUCCAAACACGGCGAGUUGAGUUGAUGCCAAAGAGCUCGAUUUUGGUCUCAUCUGACCACAACACUUUCACCCAGUUAUCCUCUGAAUCAUUCAGAUGUUCAUUGGCAAACUUCAGACAGCCCUGUAUAUGUGCUUCCUUGAGCAGGGGGACCUUGCGGGCACUGCAGGAUAUCAGUCCUUCACAGCGUAGUGUGUUACAUUUUACAUUUUAGUCAUUUAGCAGACGCUCUUAUCCAGAGCGACUUACAGUUAGUGAGUGCAUACAUUAUUUAUUUUUAGUCACCAAGAAAACAAUUACUUAUUAUUGUUUUCUUAGUGACUAUGGUCCCAGCUGCCUUGAGAUCAUUGACAAGAUACUCCCGUGUAGUUCUGGGCUGAUUCCUCACCGUUCUCAUGAUCAUUGCAACUCCACGAGGUGAGAUCUUGCAUGGAGCCCCAGGCCGAGGGAGAUUGACUGACAGUUAUUUUGUGUUUCUUCCAUUUGCGAAUAAUCGCAACAACUGUUGUCACCUUCUCACCAAGCUGCUUGGCGAUGGUCUUGUAGGCCAUUUCAGCCUUGUGUAGGUCUACAAUCUUGUCCCUGACAUCCUUGGAGAGCUCUUUGGUCUUGGCCAUGGUGGAGAGUUUGGGAUCUGAUUGAUUGCUUCUGUGGACAGGUGUCUUUUAUACAGGCAACAAACUGAGAUUAGCUCAUUACCUGUAUAAAAGACACCUGGGAGCCAGAAAACUUUCUGAUUGAGAGGGGGUCAAAUACUUAUUUCCCUAAUUAAAAUGCAAAUCAAUUUAUAACAUUUUUGACGUGUUUUUCUGGAUUUUUGUUGUUAUUCUUUCUCUCACUGUUCAAAUAAACCUACCAUUAAAAUUAUAGACUGAUCAUUUCUUUGUCAGUGGGCAAACAUACAAAAUCAGCAGGGGAUCAAAUACUUUUUUCCCUCACUGUAUUAAUUCUCUAUGUAUAUUUCCGCUCCAACAGGGAACAAUAGGGUUUGAACACCACAUCGACAAGUGCUUGGACCUCUCGCAUUACCUCUACACUAAAAUCAGGAACCGUGAGGGCUAUCAGAUGGUGUUCGAGGGAGAGGUGAGAUUGAUCGCACUGCAUUUUCUACUCUGUUCUGUUUCCAAAGAUAGUAAUAUCUUCCAAUGGAUUACCCUAAGCGUCAGAGAGAUCGGAAAUAUCUGAUGAAUCAGAAGUCAUUCACUGAGGUGCCCAACAGGGUUCUGAGCAACAUAAUGUAGUGGGCAGGCCUGCCUGAGGUGGUGCUAUGCUUUAGAAUCCUCAGUUGAACUCCUUGUGGAUUUAUGAAUUUACAGAUGUGGGAUCUUAAUUUGACCAGCUUUGUCGCAGGAGGAUCUGAUUAUUCUCAAAAAAGUGAUCAUUUCUAACAGGAAAUUAGUGUUGAUAGGCUACUACAGUAGGCUAUAGUUUAGGUGUAGCCAAUGGCUCCAUUUCAGAUACACUUGUAUGUCGUUAUGGAGACCAAUAUCGAUCUUGUGUUAUUAAGAUAUAUAAAACAUGGCUGCAUUUCAGAUACAUUUUUGUACAUUUCAAUGUCGAAGUAGUAGGACCUAGACCUACAGUAGUAGGACAUUUAUUCUGUCUGGUGCUUUAAAGAGAACUGUGGAUUUUCAGUGAAUGUAUGUAAAUUACAAGGCUAAUUUGAAUUUCCUGCGAUGCAUGAAAAUCCUCAUCGACAACAGACUAAUCGAAUUAAGAUACUACAUCUAUACCUUACAUAGCCUCAGCUCUCAAUUUGGCCUCUUACUGAGGUUGGCUACUUCUUCGACAGACCAUCCAUUGAGUAAAGACACUGACAAACAAUAGUCUCUGUUUUCUUUCCACAGCCCCAGCACACGAAUGUCUGCUUCUGGUACCUUCCGCCAGGCAUUCGUGACAUGCCCGAUGGUCAGGAGAGGCGGGAGAGGUUGCAUAAGGUAAGGACUCAACAGCUUUGGUCUAUAAAGACUAUAUUUUGUAUUCAAAUGAGACAGCACUGACCGACUGUACAUUUCUCUGAAUUGUCCUUGCCUCUUAACCAGGUGGCCCCCAAGAUCAAGGCGAUGAUGAUGGAGUCUGGAACUACCAUGGUGGGCUACCAGCCUCAGGGAGACAAGGUCAACUUCUUCCGCAUGGUCAUCUCCAAUCCUGCCGCCACAAGGUCAGAUAUCGACUUCUUGACCGAUGAGAUUGAGAGACUGGGGCAUGACUUGUAA
Molecule: messenger RNA, 19139 nt
Organism: Coregonus sp. 'balchen'
Lineage: Eukaryota; Metazoa; Chordata; Actinopteri; Salmoniformes; Salmonidae
Source: the annotation of a GenBank genome assembly